UUGACAGAAGGGAGACUACUCUAACUGGGGGUCAACAUCGAACCAUGGCGUUUAAAAGGUCAGGUGAUACGGAUGUAUCAGUAGAAAUGGCUUCAGACAAGAAGAAGAAGCAGGUGCGAGUGUGGGUUGAUGGCUGUUUUGACAUGGUACAUUUUGGCCAUGCCAAUGCCAUCAGGCAGGCAAAGAAGAUGGGUGAUUAUCUGGUAGUGGGAGUACAUUCAGAUGAGGAGAUAGCUAAGCACAAAGGGCCACCAGUAUAUAAACAGGAGGAGCGGUACAAGAUGGUCAGGGCCAUUAAAUGGGUUGAUGAGGUGGUAGAGGCAGCACCCUAUGUUACCACAUUGGAGACAUUAGACAAAUACAAUUGUGAUUUCUGUGUACAUGGAGAUGACAUAACGACGACUGCUGAUGGUACAGAUUCCUACCAUAUAGUGAAAGCUGCAGAGCGCUACAAGGAGUGUAAAAGAACAGCUGGUGUUUCCACAACAGACCUUGUAGGGAGGAUGUUACUGGUCACCAAGAAUCAUCACAAACCUGAAGAGGAAAGCGUAGAAAAAUCUGAUGUCUCAGAUAUAGGAGAGAAAUUGUCCAUGUCCAGCUGUGGCCACAGUCCUUACACUGGUGUUUCCCAGUUCUUGCAGACCUCCAACAAAAUCAUCCAGUUCUCUGAGGGAAAGGAGCCCAAGCCAACAGACCGAAUUGUCUAUGUGGCCGGAGCAUUUGAUCUCUUCAAUGUUGGACACCUUGACUUCCUUGAGAAAGCUUCUAAGGAAGGUGACUUUGUCAUUGUAGGACUCCAUACUGACCCGGUUGUGAACCGAUACAAGGGAGCUAACUACCCAAUAAUGAACCUCAAUGAGAGAGUUCUAAGUGUUCUGGCAUGUAAGUAUGUGUCGGAGGUUGUGAUUGGAGCUCCCUAUGAUGUCACUCAGGAUCUAAUGGAUCAUUUUAAAGUUGACAUUGUUUGCCAUGGAAUGACACCAGUGAUGCCAGCAGAGGAUGGUUCUGAUGCCUAUGGUAUUCCUAAGAAGCUUGGUAAAUUUAAGACCCUGGAGAGUGGAAAUGAGCUGACUACCAGAAUGAUUAUAGAGCGGAUCAUUGCCCACAGGCUAGAAUACCAAAUAAGGAACAAGAAAAAGUCAGAAAAAGAAUUGAAGAUUUUGGAAGCUCUGUUCUAGGCUCCAGUACCAAUUACGGAACAAGAAAAAGUCUGAGAAAGAACUCCUGAUAAUGGAGGCUUUGACGAAAAAUAAUGCCGGAAAAUAACUGUAUUAACAUAGAGUCCUGACCUUUAUCCCAUGACAUCAACAAAAUCAUGGACACGCCCUUAUAGAUGUGCAGCAAGUCACAUAGAUGGAUGCAUUGUGGUAUUCUCUCUCUCUCAAAGACCUUCAGAAAGGGCUUUUAUUGUGUCGGCUUUCUCAGACAUCAGGCCAAGAAAGUUUGUUGGCUCUUAUGAAAACCAGUCUGCAUUGGGCAGCUACAUCAAGUGAUCAUAUAUGUUUUUCAUUUCAAAACCCUAUAUUUAAUGUAUUUUACUUGUUAUACAAACUCCAUUUUAACUUUCAUUUUAUGUCUUGGUUCAUCAAUCAUUCAAACGCCACAAAAAAUACUUUGAAGAAUGGCCAUAAUAUUCAGUAAACACUUUUCCUAUGAAAUCCUUCACUUCAUAGUUAUUUCAACUGUUCAUGAUAAUUAAGCUGCCUGCCAUUCUAGUUUCAUGUAAACUUAUAAAACUUGCUUUCCCUGGGAAUAAACAUUUCUUUUUUAUUAAGGAGCCAUUUUUUAACUACAUGUAUUGAACAUCUAGUGUAUUCAGUCCUUGUUCAUAAUCAACCUGCAACAAGUUGGCAAGUCUUAGUAAUUUGAUUUCAAAGAAGAUGACAUAUAUAAUUAUAUAUGGAACACAUUUUUGUUAAUUGAAGAACAACAGGACUUUUUAUUCAGAACAAUUAUUGUUGUGUCCUCUUCGGAAAUGUAUUUAAUAUUGUAAUAUGUCUAAAUAUUAUUUUUUUCAUUUACAUUUUAGUGUAACCUUAGUAUUUCUUUCUGCUGAUUUUUUUGUGAUUUUCUGUUCUUGUUAAUGUGUGUCUUUAAAAUACUAUUAAUAUUCUAGGAAAAAGGUACACAUCCAAGUUUAUAAUAUAGUAUAUUGAAGCUCAUAAUAUAUUUUAUAGUUCAAACAUGUCUCAAGGUCACAAUUAUUUUUUUUUAUUAUUAUUUUUGAAUUGAACAUUAAAAAGGAGAAAAGUUCAACAAAUUGAUAUAAAACUAAAAUAUCAUGCAUUGAAAAUAAUGUAACUAUAUCCUUAAGGGUUAAUUAAGUGGAAUGUUUGUUGGCCUGUGUCCUUGCAGGUCUGCUCUCUAAUUUAACUAAGUGUCAAGAACAAAACAAGAUUGUGUGUAAUCACAUUUAAGACAUGAAAUUAAUAUUUGUAUACCAUGUAUACUUCAAAAUUGUUUUAUAUAGCAUAGAUUGUGAUAAAUGUGGUUAUUAAAGUAAUGUUAUGAGAGAAAAAAACACUUCUCUUUGAGGGAUUGCCUUUUCACAUUUGCUUUUCCUGUAUUUAGGUGUUGUGUAGUGUUUAAACUACUUACAUAAUUAUUUCCGAUAUUGCUGAUUCAGAUUUUUAUCAAGGGGUACAUGUAAGUUAUUUAGAAGAGCACAAAUAAAGAAAUUAUUAUUUG
Pecten maximus is the source of this 2688-nucleotide messenger RNA. RefSeq names its product ethanolamine-phosphate cytidylyltransferase-like. The record is from RefSeq and is a predicted model, not a curated record. The transcript is spliced from 17 exons. Gene Ontology annotation, molecular function: ethanolamine-phosphate cytidylyltransferase activity. Gene Ontology annotation, cellular component: cytoplasm. Gene Ontology annotation, biological process: phosphatidylethanolamine biosynthetic process. The coding region runs from base 45 to 1178 and encodes 377 amino acids. Lineage: Eukaryota; Metazoa; Mollusca; Bivalvia; Pectinida; Pectinidae.